Messenger RNA from Aspergillus novofumigatus IBT 16806, 1650 nucleotides. It is a transcript of the gene cwc26, whose product is annotated as putative cell cycle control protein (Cwf26). Gene Ontology annotation, biological process: mRNA splicing, via spliceosome. Lineage: Eukaryota; Fungi; Ascomycota; Eurotiomycetes; Eurotiales; Aspergillaceae. Gene Ontology annotation, cellular component: U2-type spliceosomal complex; RES complex. The annotation marks the transcript as partial. Gene Ontology annotation, molecular function: RNA binding. The record is from RefSeq and is a predicted model, not a curated record. The transcript has a single exon.
UUCCCUCUUCAAAUUUGAGAGAUGACUCUAGUUCAUUAUCUACUUCAUCAUCACCAUCAUUAUUAUUGAUUAAUGCUGUGCUGUAUGACGCAGGGAAAGACAGGCACUCUAUACGGAUACGGAUACGAGAACCGGCAAAACUAAAACUCCGGCUAUCAGCGCGAUAGCAAGAUCGCUGCAGCAAAAGCCCAAGCUCAAGCUCAAGCCAAACUUCCAACCUCCAAUCUGAACCUCCCAGACCGAACACCAUGCCCUCCUCGUCACUAGCAGAAUACCUCGCCAAAAAUUACCUAACGGCCGAUCCAGCGACCGAACGCCCCAAAAAGAAACGCAAGAAGACCAAAACCGUCGACGCCGCGGGAGACGGCCUCAUCAUCGCCGACGACGACCCGCCCGAUCUACGGACGUCGGCGACGAAUUUCGGCAACGAGGACGACGAGGGUCCGAGUCUAGUUACCUCCGUCCGCAGCGCGGAGUUCCGCCGCGCGAAGAAAUCGAAUUGGAAGACGCUGGGUGGUCCCGCGGCGGGCAGCUCGAACGCGAAUGAUGAGCGGGACGCCGCAGAUGCGAUUCUAGCGUCCGCUGCGGCGGAGAGCGCCGCUCGCCGUGGGGAAGGAGAGGAAGGCGACGACGAGGCGCCUGCUGUUGUGGACGAGGCGGACGCCGACGACGGAGGAGAGCUGCGGAUGGAGUCCGGUGCUCGGGCGGGACUGCAGACGGCGGAACAGACGGCGGCGAUGGUAGCUGCGCAGGAACGACGGAAGAAGGCGGAGGCGGCGCGGCAUCGAGAGCGUCCGGCGGAGGCGCAGGAGACGAUAUACCGAGAUGCGUCUGGGCGGAUCAUCAACGUUGCCCUGAAGCGGGCGGAGGCGCGGCGGGCGGAGCAGGAGAAGCGCGAGAAGGAAGAGGCAGCCAAGGAGGCGCUGAUGGGCGAUGUGCAGCGGGCGGAGCGGGAGGCGCGCAGGCAGCAGAUACAGGAGGCGCGGGCGAUGCCGCUUGCGCGGACGAUCGAGGACGAUGCCCUGAAUGAGGAGCUGAAGGCGCAGCAGCGGUGGAAUGAUCCUGCGGCUGGCUUUCUGACCAAGACGAAGGGACCUGGCGCGAGUGUGACAGGGAAGCCGCUGUAUAAGGGGGCUUUUCAGCCGAAUCGGUAUGGGAUUCGUCCGGGACAUCGAUGGGAUGGGGUGGAUCGGGGGAAUGGGUUCGAGAAGGAGUGGUUUGCAGCGAGGAAUAAGAAGGGGAGACUGGAAGCGUUGGAUUACCAGUGGCAGAUGGAUGAGUAAAUUGUAUUGGAGGGAGUGGUUAUCUGUACGGAUUCGGUGUGGAUAUGGUGCUGGACACCUUGAUGAUAUACGGUUGUUCUCAUUUCAAAUAAUACAUACAGCUUCAUCGAAGGGCGACAUCUGGAGACUAAGUCGCAAACUUGAUGCCUUCAGACUACCUCAGAUUUCUGUUUACAUGCGUCCAGAAGCCCAUGACUGCGUGCGGCAGUGGUCAAUUUCCUGUCAAGGAUUCUGGCAUUCUUAUACAGUGCAUAGACACUCACUUCUCUCUCUUUCUGGCCAGCACAAGUUGAGCGUUCAUCGAAUAUCGCAAGCAAAGCACUGAUCCCGUCCCCUCUGUUGCUGUAUUCGAGCUACUCGCAUUUGG